AUGUCGGCGACGAUGGAGGAGAAGAAGUUUCUGAUCACUCCGAUCACCCUGUCGGACCUGGAGACGUCCGCGGCCGCCCACGCAAAUCACACUUAUGAGGGGAGCGAUCCGGAAGAGUCGGAAGACGUGGAGAUUCAGAUGGGACACGACACGGAGAGUCUGUGCGUGUCCGCACGGGGAGAGGACGACGGAGGACGGUCCAUCACACCAAAUACGAUGGCCUACGAGUUCAUACCGCUCAUUUAUAGGUGAGAGAAUCCGAACUUUCCUAGUUCCAGUCCCGGGCCGAUGCAUUCCUUUAUGACUUUCAGCGAACCGGCGCUCUUCAACAUGCCCGACAUCGCCUACAACCUCCAAAAGUCGUUCGCCGCCAGCGACACACUUCUGCCGCACAUGAGAGUGGUGGCGGACGAGAUGCGCAACGCUUCCGCGUCCGUCACCGCCGAGCCGGAGCCCAGUGUUUCGCACGCGCCGAGCGUGAUCACGGUGACGGCGGAGGGCGAAAAGAACAUGUACCAAUCGGACAUUUCCAUGUACGGGUGAGUACUAACACGGAACCGCCGACCGCCUCUAAUCCCCAACCACAUCCGCCCUGCUCAUUGGCUCUCAGCGUGCUCAACUCGUUCUAUUUUCAGCCGUCAAGGCCACAAGCCCUCUUUUUCGACGCGUGAGAUCCGUGAGCAGCACCAGAAAGUGCAGCAAAAGUAUCGUGACGUGACGAAAAAAGAGCGAAAAGAGGGAAAGCCGACGGAUCCGAUCGAUUUCGAGGGAAUCCUCAACAUCAUCGGCGGGUGUCGCUGGUGGCAGAUUUGGAUUUACGUGCUGAUCGCACUGCAACAGAUUCCGCACGCCAUGUUCAAUUUGAACGUCGUCUACAUGAUGUACGACCCGGAAUUUCAGUGCAUGGUACGUGAGGGAACACCGUCUCAAUGGCUAUUGUAGGAAUGCAACGUUUCCUGUUUCAAUGACACGUUGUAUAGUUUCACUUGGAAACGCGAGCGCUCUUCUAAUAUCUGGAAAAAUUUUUGAAAAUCUACUUCAACAUUAAAAAUUACCCCCCCGGGAACAUGUUUUGAGGGAUUAGACGAGUCUCUUCAGGUUCCCGGCUUCAACGACACCAACGACACGUCGAUCGCCUCUUUGGGACCGUACCUAUGGGGCGUCGAUGACAUCAAGAACAUCUCGUUCGUCUUUCCGAACGCCAACAGCCAAGGCGACUACAAACGGGACUCGGUAGGCCAACCGAACCCCUCUUCUACCGUACCCACCCCCCACCCCCUUUCCAGUGCUACUUCUACGAACGCUCCGAAGACCGCUACCGUCAACUGCGUCGGAUGCCCCUACACACGGCGAUGAAAGAGGCGUGGAAGGACGUGGCGCCGAAGAGAAAGUGUCAAUCGUAUCACUUCGAGAAGGACGUGAUGAUCGAGACGAUCGUCACCGACUUUAACCUGGUGUGCGAUAGUUGGCUCGCAAAAGGACACGCCCACAUGUUCUACUCGAUCGGAUACUUGCUCGGGUGUGUGUUGGGUGGAAUCGCCAGCGACAGGUCAGUCUUUUACUGUUUCACAAUGAUCACUUCUAGAUGUUUGUUAGGAUUAUUAAACUCGCUCAAUUUCUAAUAGAGUCUUCUGCAGAAUUGGCCGUAAACCGACAAUAAUCGGCUUCGGCAUCCUCUCCUCCAUGUUCGGCGUCUUCCUUCCGUUCAACGACUACUACCCCAUGUUCCUCUUCAUGCGUCUGCUCUCGGCCAUCUGCAACGAAGCGGCCGACCUCGCCGCCUACACACUCUGUAUGGAAAUCACGGGAAUGAAGUACCGCGCGAUGGUCGGCUCGAUGCUCCAGGCGCCGUGGGCUCUCGGCUACGCGCUUCUCGCGCUCAUCGCCUAUUUGACAAAGAGCUGGAAGACUAUUCAGGUGAACAGUUUUUUUGCUGUUUCAAGAACCUUUCUAAAGAAGAUCUCUUCCCUUCAUUUGAUCUUUAUUCUCUCGAACACUCUCAAACUUGGGUAAUUAAACCAUGAAUUAACAUUAUAACAGACGAGGAGACGAUAGUAAUAACGCCUACUCUCAAGCAACAAUUUAACUUAAAUAAGAGUCAUUACUACAAUUGAGAACGAAGGAAAUGAGUGGGAACUAACACAAGAGAUCUCAAUCGAGCAGUAAACAGCUCACUGAAACACCUAGAAUUGGCGGGCUAAAGCUUGCGUAUAUUGGCGCGGGGGCGCAUGAUAAUACGCGCAAUUGCGGACUUAGUAUGAAAUAGGUCUGAAGUGGGUGGGGUUGGGGAACAUUUGAUAGGAGGAAGGGGUCAAAGUAUUCUGAGUGCUAGAAGAUCUUGCACACUUUCUUCACCUAUUUGGUUAAUAUUGCAGGUGAUCGCGGCGGGACUCCACUUCCUCUCGAUCAUCUUCAUCUGCUCGAUUCCCGAAUCGCCGCGAUGGCUAAUGGUCCAGAACCGAGUGUCGGAAGCGGAAGAGGUGAUUCGGAAGGCGUGCCGAGAGCCGCCGUUCCCCUUCAACAUGUGCACCACUUCAAAGUGCGGAAACCUUCCGUCCGACCUCGAAUUGGUGUCCCAUCGCGAGAGGAAGUUGAAUAAAAAGGUACCGAAACGUUUGCAUCCCACAAUUUCCAUGUCUGACUGUCCAGAACGGCGGCAAAAUCAGUUUCCUGGACCUGUUCACAAUGAAAGAACUCCGCUACCGCACCAUCUCCGUCUGCAUUGUGUUCAUGGCGACGGCGCUCGUGUACUACGGACUCGUCAUGGCGCUUUCGGACCAAUCGGCGCCCGGCAGAACCCUCUUCACCGGCUACUUCCAUCUGAACAACGGAAUCGCCGGCGCCAUCGAGAUCCCGACCCUCUUCGCCUGCGUUUGGAUGAUGCAGUUGGGCAGGAAAAAGUUAGUAGAGGCUCGAUCGAUUUAUAGUUUAAAAGUGAAUGAUUUGCAGAGCCCUAAUGCUAACCCUCACCACCUCGGGCCUCUUCAUCAUCAUCGCAAUGCUCUCAAUGACCGCCGGCCAGUACAUGUGGGCGCUGGCGUGCAUGUACUUGGGAAAGAUCGCCGUGCAGGGCGCCUUCAACAUCCUCUACAUUUUCACGAGCGAACUCUACCCCACAGUCAUCAGGAACACGGCCGUCGGCGUCACUUCGAUGGUCGCCCGCUUCGGCUCGGGCCUCUCCUCCUACAUUGCGCUCCUCUCCAACAUUUCGCUGCCCAUCGUCCCGAUGAUCAUCUUCGCCGUCUUCUCACUUUUCGCCGGAAUGCUCGUCUUCGUGUUGCCGGAGACGAGCGAGAAACCGCUGCCGGAGACGUUGGAUGUGAGUUGGAAACAAAAAAAAAGAAAGCGGCUUUCGUUUGAAACUUGGCGCCGCAAUAAAUGGAAAACCGUAAACGUUGCACAGUAAUGAAAUGCCCAUUUAGGACGCGAUAAACUUUCUGGAGCCGACAAAGCAAGUGAACUGUAUGAUUGGCCGAUUCGGAGUGUUCCGCCACCACAAAAUGACGAAAAGUAUCAGUUUGACGGAGAAUCCGAGCUCCAGUGACGUCGCCGAGUGGGUUUUGAGCACUGUUCAGCCGCAAUUUACCGCUUCGUUUUCAGUCUAAAACCAAUGAGCCGCCGAUCUUCGGCCAUCACGCGAAGAAUGGCCGAACGAGCAAGUGUCAUCUAUUCUAGAAAUGUAAGAGGAUUUGAGAGACUCGAAAAACUUUGAUGGACAAUAUCGUUUCAGACGAGUCGCACGAAUUCGAUAGUGCAAGACAUUCAGGACAUUCAAAUUCCAUCGGACCUCAAACUGCCCGAUUUGGUAUCCACCGACGAGUAA
This is a messenger RNA of Caenorhabditis sp. 36 PRJEB53466, 3823 nucleotides long. NCBI's taxonomy places the organism in Eukaryota, Metazoa, Nematoda, Chromadorea, Rhabditida, Rhabditidae. The record is from the annotation of a GenBank genome assembly.